UUGCAUACAUGGCAGGAACCACCGACGGGAAAUCACGAGAUCUACUACCUCCUACUCGACAAACAGGUUUGCACCAUAUUGUUAUGUCUCUACUUAUCGUCCACCGCCUAUCUGCUCCUUUCAAGCCAUGUAGAAUAGUUUAUAAGAUUUUAGUCAUGCAGGGGACGCAGAUUGUCGCAGCAGCUGACCCAACAAGAGACGUAUCAAGAAUUCCACAAUUGGAAGUCGGGACAAUUUACAGAAUCGCUUCAUUCUUUGUAGAACCUGCCCAGAGCAAGGCAAGUUGUUGUUCAACAAGUAUUGCACUGCGAUUCACUAAACAGACGACCUUCGAACCCCGCCCUGAACCACCUCAGACGCAUACCAUCCAAUAGACAUGGCCGAGCCAGUUCCUUUCUGCUAUUUACUAGAUAGGGCAAUGGACAAAGGAACAAAAUCAGGUAUUCCUAGAACUCCAAUAAGUUGUAAGGCAAAAAACUGUACAGGAACAUUAACUUGCUCUGCCUUGCAUUUCAUGUACUAAAGACAUAGUCGACCGCAUAGUCGCUGUUUUCAGGCCAUAUGCAAAAGCUUCCGGCAAACUGAGAUCGACACGUCAACUGAUUAUGCUAGAGAAUGAACGGUGUGAAUUCAAGGAAACCCCUCCAUCAAGUUUCCUUUAAACAAAUCGAUAGACAACUGUUUAUUUUUUUCCCCUUUAUCACAUGCAGCCAUCAACGGGUCUUGACCAAAAUCGUCAACCAAAAAGUCACUGAUACGCUUGAGGCUACAGUUGUUGCUCAAGAACAAAACUGCCCGGUCAUAGCAACUCUUACUGCAAUGCUUGGCACAUACUCGAAAGGUAUCCAUUCCAUUUGGCAGAUGAUAACAACAUUGUCCAUAUCAAUUAAGAAAUGUGUCUAUGAUGCAAGUAAGGUCUUAUACAAGAGCACAUUCAGCACACGGGUCAUUAUCAAACAGAACCUCAGGAUGCAUCGACCCAUGUUCUUUAGGUCCAUAUGCUUUCAUUAAUAAAACUAAGUCUAUUUGCCUUCGCUGGCACAUGACUAUUUUUUGUGUGUUUGGUACAGCCACUCAAAUUCAAACAUGCCAGUAUUUUGGAUUGAUCAAAACCGCACCACUGAACAACUGAAACCACUAGGGUCACGCAAGUAUUGUCAGUCCAUCCAAGAUUUAGUGGCUGAAUUGGCUAUCUAUUUUGCAGACAACGAAGAUAGACCACUCAAUGUAUGCCUCCUACCCUCUAAUGGUACAUAAAAUAUUUAGUGAAGCUAAUCAAACUACUUUCAUUUGGUUAUUUAUACAUACAUACAUCAUUCAUGUGCUUUGGAACAAUCACAGUUGUUAACUGGCGCUUUGGGUUCUUCUGCUGGUUAUGCCCUGAAUGCUUACCACAAAAGGAGAAGCUCUUGGCCAAUGACAUCUGCCCCAAUUGCUCUGCAUACAUAGCCGAUGACGACCAAAUAAAAAGGUAUGUAUUAUGCAAUUUUGUACAUAUACACAAUCGUUGAAAUGGACAAGUUUCUUCUAACUCUGAGUAUCCACACAACAGUUUCUACUUCUCAUUUGACGUCGCCGACGAAACAGCCACAACCACGUUCCUUAUUAGUCAUGAGGCAACUGCAGCCAUACUGCAAACAAGCCCUCGGCGAGACCUUGAGACAGCCGAUGUUGAAAUACUACUAGAAUCUAUCAUCAACCGUUCUUAUACAUUUGAAGUGAAGUUCUUACCCAUGCCUGACCACAUUACAGAAACCUUCGAAGUUGUUGCAAUUUGGCAUUCUCAUGCUGCAAGUUUAUACCAAUGGUCCAGUUAAUUGGCAUACCAAAACUUAUGUUCUACUCACUUGCAACAUAUCCAUGUCAAUCUCUCUCUUUAGAUCACUGAAGCAUAUGUGUUCCCUUAUAACUCAUGUUUAUUUUCAGCUUCUUUUGUUUUAACUAAACAUGCUGGCCUACAAACUAUUAUGUCCCUCUAUCACAAGAUAGAGGUCCAACUCACUGGACCGCGUAAUAUUUAAGUUUGUUUUCAGGUUCUCUGUUAGAAUUGGUGCUUGCUUUCAAGGUUUUAUUUACUUCUUAUCUUUUAUUAUGUCAUAUGUUAUUGCAUUUCUCAUAAUCGCGAAGCGUAGCGAGCGGGUCUUUGCUAGUUCAUUCACAGCGACGAGUUUUUGGUUUCUGAAAAUUAAAGGAAAACGACGACGUUUGCCCUGCGCGUUAUGCGGCGGAACAGCAUUUAUAGGCACGGCGCCAAACCGUUUAAAAGCCUAGAAGACGACUCUGUUUGUUUUCCCUACUGCAGCUAAAGCUUGUCGAACACGACGGUGGCGCAGGCGGAGAAGAAUGGAUACUGAGGAGGCGGCGUCGACGAGGCACACAUGCCUGAAGCUCCAGAUUUCCGCCCCUGCGGACGAACCAAUCUUCGUCAAGGGAACGUGGUUCGAGAGUCGCUUCGACCUCGCCAUCACCGACGGCAUCCGCUCUUGGGUCUGCCUCGCUAGGGAAGAGGAUGUGAGAGAUAGAGCGGCGCAGUGGGAUCAGGCAGUUUCCGAGUAUAUCCAAUUGGCGGAGAAGCACCUAGGGUUUCAAAUCCCUGGCUCGGUCUACAGGUUCGAUGAUGCCGGAGACGGCUGCAAACGAUUAUCAUGGAGCUUUGAAAAGGAAGGAAUGACGCUACAAUGGAGAUGGAAAUGUCAGCCAUCUCCUGAUAGUAAGAAGACGACUGCAGGGAUCUUGGAUUUUCUUAUGGAUGCAAACAUAAGGCUCAGUGAGGAAGUUGUUAGAAAGACUCGGUCAUUCGAGCGAGUCAAAGGGGAAGCUGAGAAAUGUUUGGCGCAAAGUGAGAAGUAUUGCAGUGAGAAACUGGAGUUUGAGUCUGACAUCUAUGCCAAGUUCCUUGCAGUUCUGAAUUCGAAGAAGUGGAAAAUUAGGGAGCUUCGAGAUCAACUCUCCAAGAAAGAAAUUUCGAAAAAGCAGCCAGCACAAGAAGUAGAAGAAGAUGAAGAGGAUAGCGAGGAGGAAGAAGAAGAGAAAGGAGAAUCGACUGACAGAACUGAAAGUUUCGAUGAAGGUAGUGACGGUGAGGGAAAAGAAGCUCAAGAGAAAGCAACAGCAACUUCGAAGGAUGUGACUUCGUCGACAAGCAGGAGAGGAAGGGGCAUUGGCACAAGGAGAAGAGGUACUCGCUAGGUAGGUUGGGGCUAGCCACUCAGAUCUCCCGAUGUAACUAGGAUAACUAGCAACUUCUAACAAAUUAUAACCAGAACCUCUUACUCUUUUUUCUUCCCUCGCGAACAAUGCUCGAAAUUCGGUAUUAGUCACAUCAGACAAUGAGUGCCCACUCAUCCAGGCAACGGCACUAGGAUCUCAAUUGUUCGAGCAUAGCUCACUAGGUACUGUAAUUAACAAUGAAGUCACCAAUGAGGGGCGAAGUUGCUGGUUCUUAGGUUGGAGUUACAUCCAUUUGGUUGCAAUAGUGUUCUUCUUAAGCAACUGGUUCAAGCCUCUGCAGUCUCUCGAUCCAUCUUCUUUGCACUUAUCAGCCAACUAGGAAUCAUGCAUCCUAUUUGAUAACAAAUGAUUGACAUUGGU
Messenger RNA from Linum trigynum, 3591 nucleotides. Lineage: Eukaryota; Viridiplantae; Streptophyta; Magnoliopsida; Malpighiales; Linaceae. The record is from the annotation of a GenBank genome assembly.